AGAGGCCAGAAAGUUGUGUAAAAUGACGAUCUUAACCCAUCUCUGAAGUUCUUUUGAUUCAUUCAGGAGGGCAGAGUAGUCAUUUGGAACAGCCGUCCCAUUUGAUUCCCGCAAGCUUUCUUGAAACGGGUAUUUCAGUUAACAUCACCCCUCGAUCAUCAAAUAAAUUAACAUAUUACUGUCUUUGAUUCCUUCUAAAACCUCAAAACCCUGAUCUCAAUCUCAGGCAGGAUACCUCCAACCUCCUACCAUUCACCACGGCGGCACCAUGACCACCACCUCCGCCUCCGCCACCUCAUCCCAAAUCCUACACCACACCUCCACUUUCGUCUCCGAAACCCUCUCGCAGGCCGAAAUCCGCCGCCGCCUCUUCUCUGUUCUCCGCCGUAAACUUACCCUAUCCCCCUCCCACGACAGUACCACCCUAGUCAAAUCCCUAAACCUCGCCGCCGAAACUCUCGAUAACGCCGUCACCUCCACCAGCACCACCGUCCGAUCAUCAUGCCUCCGCCUCAUAGAAAACCUCCUCCUCUCCCACCCCGAAAACUCCGUCUCCUCCCUCCUCCUUUCCCUGACCUACGGUCUCUGGCGCCGACCAGUGGACGCCGCUCUCAGUCUCCUCGACGUUUUCCGGUUGGACCCUUCGUCGGCUCGGUCCGAAAUCGCUCCCACGCUUUUCGAGGAGCUCUUUCUAAUUCAUCUUCUCCCGGUUCUCCAUGAAUUGAAUGAGCGGAGAUCGAAGAUCUUGUCGAGUGCUACAUCUCCGCCGAAUAUUAUUAUUACUAAUACAUUUUACGACGAUGAUUACUCGAUUAACGACGAAAUGGCGGCCAUUCCGAGCACGAAAUCGCUGUCGAAGAUGAGCGACGAGCAGGCUUCGGAGCUGAAAAGGUUGGAAACGGAAUACGAAGAGGUUAUUGACGAUAAUUGCCGGGUUUUAGCCAAGUACUUGAAAGAGGUUUUGGAAAAUGAAGAUGAUAAUAUUAAUAGGUUGACUACUCACCCACCUUUGACUAUGAUGCAAAUCACAAGCGAAGCUCAUGAUCAUGAUGGAUUUAAUGAGGACCGUCCGAUGAGAGCUGGGGAACUCAGUAGGAUUUCCGUAAACGGACGGUAUAAUCCCAUAUGGACCGAAGGAGAGCGCUCUGCUGAACUAUUCAACAAAACUAGUAGCAGCAAAGCCAAGUCUUUACCAUUUUACCCUCAAAGGGUCUCCCCUCAAAUCUUUUCAGAUCAAAAGUCUUCUUGGAAAUUUUCAACAUCACCCAAAACAAACUCAUAUUCUGAACUCGAGUCUUCAUUGGAUGAUAAUCGGGCAGAAUCUUCUUCCGAGGAAUCCGAAGCUGAAACUGAGGAACGAAACAGAAACAUGGCAUUGUUUGAGUCCAGAGAGAGUCAAACCCAGAAACAAGAGCAACCCGUUUUAGCAGAGUCAAGUCGUUCUCCAGAUAAUCUUAUUGGAAAACAAACACCUCCAAAGGACUUUGUCUGUCCCAUAACUAGCAAUGUCUUCAAUGACCCGGUGACCCUUGAGACCGGUCAGACCUACGAACGGCGAGCCAUACAAGAAUGGCUCGAUAGAGGAAACGAUACUUGUCCAAUUACUCGCCAGGAGCUGCAAAACACACAGCUGCCCAAGACAAAUUAUGUCCUCAAAAGGCUCAUUGGGAGCUGGCAAGAACUCAAUCCUGGUUCAGUGGCAGUAAACCAGCCUGAAAAUUUAUGCACACAGUUUGACCCAGCUGUGAAUUCGAACUCAGAGAUGCCUUCAACUUCUCCCAACAGUGUCAUAAGCCAAGCCACCAUGGAAGGGACAUCAAGUGAGCUGAGGCAUGCGAUUUCCAAUCUCUGUACGUCUGAGAUUCUUAAGGAGUCUGAGGCUGCUGUGCUUCGAAUCGAGCGGUUCUGGCAGGAAGCGAACAUGGAACAGGAUAUUCAAAUUAUGUUAUCAAAGCCUCCAGUAGUAAAUGGUUUUGUUGAGAUACUUUUCAAUUCUGUUGAUUCUAAGGUACUAAGAGCUACAAUUUUUCUUCUGUCUGAGAUGGGAUCGAGAGACAAAGCUGUGAUCCAGACGCUUACACAGGUUGACUCCGAUGUCGAAUGCAUUGCGGCUCUUCUUAAAAAGGGGUUGACUGAAGCUGUUGUGUUAAUAUAUUUACUGAGAACAUCAAUCCUGAACUUGACAAAGUUGGACUUGCUGGACUCACUAUUGAUGGUCAUAAAGACAAAAGAUAGGGAUUUGAUUAAAAUGUGUGUGAAGCCAAAAACAGCUGCAGUGAUUUUGUUGGGGCAGAUUUUCGAGAGCUAUGAUGAGACCACUGUUGCUUCUAUUGUUAAUUCCAUGAUUUCUGAAAAGGAGAUUGAAAGUGUUGUUGAUAGUUUGGGGGCCGAAUCCUCAGAAGAGAGGGUUGCUACUGUUAGAAUUCUGGUUAAGUGUAUGCAGGUAGAUGGGAAGUGUCGGAACAAUAUUUCUAAUAAGGCUGAGUUGGCUCCUGUUUUGGAAAGCUUAAUGGGUCCAAAUGAUGGAGAACGGUUUGAAAUGGUCAACUUUUUAUCAGAAUUAGUAAAAUUAAACAGAAGAACAUUCAAUAACCAAAUCCUUCACAUUAUAAAAGAUGAAGGGCCUCUCAGUACAAUGCAUGCCCUUCUUGUUUAUCUGCAGACAGCUCCCGAAGACCAAUGUCCUACCGUAGCUGGUCUCCUUCUCCAGCUAGACCUUCUGACUGAGCCAAGAAAGAUGAGCAUUUACCGUGAAGAGGCAAUAGAUACUCUCAUAGCAUGCCUCAGAAAUACAGAUUUCCCGGGAGUCCAAUUAGCUGCUGCCGAAACAAUUAUGUCACUACAAGGGAGGUUCACCACUUCUGGGAAGUCUCUUACAAGGGCUACCCUUCUUAAACGUGCCGGCCUAGACAAAAGCUACAAUAAUCUUGUGAGGAUUGAUCAACUAAGCAGUUUCUCAGCAGACGCUGAAGAGAGCCUUCAGGAAGAAGAGAAGGCAGCUGAUAAUUGGGAAAGGAAAAUGGCUUCUGUUUUGGUGAGCCAUGAGUUUGGUCUACUCUUUGAGGCUUUGUCUGAAGGCUUAAGAAGCACAGAUGCAGAACUAUGUUCAACAUGCUUCAUAUCAGCUACAUGGCUUGUGGACAUGCUCAAAGUUCUCCCAGAUACAGGAGUACGAGGAGCAGCACGGGUCUGCUUGCUGAAGCGUUUCGCUUCUAUAUUCAAGUCCUCCAGAGAUACUGAAAAUAAAACCCUCUCUUUGCUUGCACUGACCAGCUUCAUCCAGGAACCUGAGGGGCUACAUGAGUUAAAUUCCUAUUUAAAGGACAUAUUUAAAGGUCUGAGAGAGCUAAAGAAGUCCACUCCCUUAGCACUUGAAAUGCUGAAAAUUGUCUUUGAAGGCCAAGACUCAAGUGCUGACUUGUGGAGUCAUAAACAAUUAGUUCAAGUAGAUUGCAGUGAGAAUGGAGAGGUUCUAUCUGUAGUUUCCUUCAAAGACAAAUUUUUUUCUGGCCAUUCAGAUGGCACAAUAAAGGUUUCUCAACAUGUGUGGACUGGUAAAGGUAGCAUUCUUCAUCUGAUUCAAGAAAUCCGAGAACAUACAAAGGCGAUUACUAGCCUAACGAUUUUGCCAGCAGCAGAGAGACUUUACAGUGGUUCACUUGAUAGGACUUCAAGGGUCUGGUCUAUUUCUGAUAAAGCAAUAAAUUGUAUACAAGUACACGAAAUGAAGGAUCAGGUUCACAAUUUAGUCGUUGCCAAUACAUUUUCUUGCUUCAUUCCACAUGGUUCUGGUGUCAAGGUUCAUUCCUGGAAUGGAUCGUCCAAAUUGUUGAAUGCAGGCAAACAUGUGAAGUGCUUGGCUUUAGUGCAGGGAAAAUUAUACUGUGGAUGCCAAGAUAGUAGCAUUCAAGAGAUUGAUUUGGCCACUGAAACAGUUGGCACCAUUCAAGGUGGUUCUAGGAAAUUGCUUGGCAAAGCAAGCCCUGUUCAUGCCUUGCAAAUAUAUGGUGAUCAUAUAUAUGCUGCAUCUACUUCCUUGGAUGGAACAGCUGUCAAGAUCUUAAGCACUUCAGACUACAGCAUGGUUGGAUCAUUGGCUACUGCAUUGGAAGUAAGAGUAAUGGCCAUAAGCUCAGAACUAAUCUAUUUAGGAUGCAAAAAAGGAAAUGUUGAAAUUUGGAAUAGAGAGAAGUGGAAUAGAAUAGACACACUACAAAGUGGUUCAAAUUGCAGAGUUCUUUGCAUGGCUCUUGAUUCUACUGAAGAGGUUUUGGUGUUUGGUACUUCCGACGGUCAAAUUCAGGCAUGGGGAUUAAGCUAGCUAAAAAAGGAGGAUGUUGCAAAAUUUGGAUAACAGUUUUAUUUUUUUCUUGUAGAGUUGAUGAAGAUAUGAUAUUCUUUUGAUUAUUUAUUCGUUUGAGAACAACUAGUGAAAAUGUAAAUAGCUUAAACAAAUUACAAAGUACCAAAGAAUAACGUACUUUAUGAAUGGUAUAUAUCAACAACAUAUAAGCCUAUAAAACACAUCACAGAUCAAUAUCAAACAAAGAAGAAGAGAAAUUGUCUUCUAAUAGAAAAUGUUUUCUUUCUUUC
Humulus lupulus (European hop) is the source of this 4593-nucleotide messenger RNA. Its product is annotated as putative E3 ubiquitin-protein ligase LIN-1. Gene Ontology annotation, molecular function: ubiquitin-protein transferase activity; protein binding. Bases 269 to 4321 code for a protein of 1350 amino acids. NCBI's taxonomy places the organism in Eukaryota, Viridiplantae, Streptophyta, Magnoliopsida, Rosales, Cannabaceae. Gene Ontology annotation, biological process: protein ubiquitination. The transcript has 15 exons. The record is from RefSeq and is a predicted model, not a curated record.